AUCCAUGCGAUACUACUAAGCAUCCGACUAAGUAAGGCAAGUUCAGUACUUCACCUUCAAAAGCCCUCAAGCGUUUUUCAAACAGCAAAAGCACGUUAAGCACGGUACCACCCGUCUGCGGUCUUCAGCCAUUCCACGCUACAGCCACCGACCCACUGGCCGCCGUCAACUUUCCGCCUUCAUUAAAUGCCUAGACAGACAAAACAUUGAGAAGUAUUCACGCUGUGAGUUGGGUUUAAAAGACUCAAAGAAGUAACUGAUCUAUAAUUGAUGGCAUUGAGACGAGCACUUGGUUGGUCUGAUGGUGAGCUCAUGCGGUCAGAUGCAAAGCCAUGCUCGAGAUUAAUGAGACAGACUGCUGGCAUUUUUACAGUUGGUGGAGCUAUGGGUUUCUGGAUUUUGUGUAGAUUACAUUAUGGACCCAGAGUAACAAUUCCUAGAAGUCUAAGAUGGGCAGCUUGUGGGGCUGUUUCUGUUAGCUCAACCACGGCUCUUCUGGUUCGCCUCUUCAGUCCUGAAUGUGAACCUCAAAACAUAGCUGCUUACGACACUAAAAAAUGAUCCUACACUUUAAUCCAAUUGAAUUUCAUGUCAUGUAGAAUCAUCUUUCAAGUUCAUACAUCAUUGCUUUCUAAAAUGCAUACAUUGCAUAGUACGUGCCUUUACUUCUUUCUGUUGGAAAUCCUUAUAUCUGUGCGACUGUUUCACUACUAGUGACUUGUGAGUUGUGACUCAAAAGAGGAUUGGUAUUAUAUAAUGUGGCCUUUGUCUUUUGGGCUGCGCACAUAAGAUUUUUGUGGAUAUAUUUGCAAAAAAUUGAAUAAAAUAAUUUUUUUUAUAUACAAUUCUCAAAAUAAGUUUCG
Amaranthus tricolor (Joseph's coat) is the source of this 863-nucleotide messenger RNA. RefSeq lists its product as uncharacterized. The coding region runs from base 271 to 561 and encodes 96 amino acids. Lineage: Eukaryota; Viridiplantae; Streptophyta; Magnoliopsida; Caryophyllales; Amaranthaceae. The transcript has 3 exons. The record is from RefSeq and is a predicted model, not a curated record.